AUGGCGUCUUCUCAAGAAUCACGCUAUCUCACCGGCGAUGUCGCCGCCAUCAAUGAAUUCCUCGACAAGUUCGAUACAUUCCUAAUAGACUGUGAUGGCAAGCGCACCGUGUUCGUGACAAACAACUCGACCAAGUCGCGCGCAGAGUACACCAAAAAGUUCGCGGCCAAGGGCAUCACCUGCACCGAGGAGGAUGUGUUCGGGUCGUCCUACUCGGCAGCCAUCUAUAUUAGCCGUAUCCUACAGCUACCAGCGCCGCGGAACAAGGUAUUUGUGCUGGGCGAGGCAGGCAUCGAGGCCGAGCUGCGGUCUGAGGGCGUCUCUUUCCUCGGCGGCACCGACCCGGCCCUCCGGCGGGACAUCACGGACGCCGACUUUGCCGGUCUCGCCGACGGCUCGCUGCUGGACCCGGACGUCGGAGUGGUCCUGGCAGGUCUCGACUUUCACGUCAACUACCUCAAGCUGGCCACGGCCCAGCAGUACCUCUCCCGAGGCCGUGCCCAGUUUCUCGCCACCAACACCGACGCCACCCUGCCCAUGAACCACGCCUUCUUCCCCGGCGCCGGCUCCGUCCUCGCGCCCCUGGCCAACGUCGCAGGCAGGAAACCGCUGGCCCUGGGCAAGCCCAGCCAGGCCAUGAUGGACGCCAUCGAGGGUAAGUUCCACCUGGACCGGGCCCGAACAUGCAUGAUCGGAGACCGGCUCGACACAGACAUCCUGUUUGGGAUCGAGGGCAGGCUGGGCGGGACCUUGGCCGUCCUGACGGGUGUGAACAAGAAGGCCGACUGGGAAGCCGAAGGGGCCGUGGCCCAUCCAGCGUACUACGUGGAUGGACUGUCAGAUCUGCUGGCGGCUGGUCAGUAA
Molecule: messenger RNA, 864 nt
Organism: Cryphonectria parasitica EP155
Lineage: Eukaryota; Fungi; Ascomycota; Sordariomycetes; Diaporthales; Cryphonectriaceae
Exons: 3
Coding region: 1-864 (287 amino acids)
Molecular function (GO): phosphoglycolate phosphatase activity; alkaline phosphatase activity
Source: RefSeq, a predicted model, not a curated record